AUGGCGGAAGAAGUCUACGACGGUGCCAUUGGCAUUGAUCUGGGUACCACCUACUCUUGCGUGGCCACCUACGAGGGCAGCAAUGUUGAGAUCAUCGCCAACGAGCAGGGUUCUUUUACCACCCCCUCCUUCGUGUCCUUCACGGCCGAGGAGCGGUUAAUCGGUGAGGCUGCCAAGAACCAGGCCGCCAUGAACCCCGUCAACACCGUCUUCGACGUCAAGCGGUUGAUCGGUCGUCGCUACGAUGACCCCACCGUCAAGAAGGACCAGGAGUCCUGGCCCUUCAAGGUCGUCGAUGACAACGGCAACCCCAAGGUCGAGGUUGAGUACCUCGGCGAGACCAAGCAGUUCUCCCCCCAGGAGAUCUCUGCCAUGGUUCUGGUCAAGAUGAAGGAGAUUGCUGAGACCAAGCUCGGCAAGAAGGUCGAGAAGGCCGUCAUCACCGUCCCUGCCUACUUCAACGACAACCAGCGUCAGGCCACCAAGGAUGCCGGUUCCAUCUCUGGCCUCAACGUCCUCCGUAUCAUCAACGAGCCCACCGCUGCUGCCAUUGCUUACGGUCUCGGAUCCAACAAGUCCAACAAGGAGCGUAAUGUCCUGAUCUACGAUCUUGGUGGCGGUACCUUUGAUGUGUCCCUUCUUAACAUCCAGGGUGGGGUCUUUACUGUCCGCGCCACUGCCGGAGAUACCCAUCUCGGCGGCCAAGACUUUGAUACCAACCUUCUCGAACACUGCAAGAAGGAGUUCAAUCGCAAGACUAAGAAAGACCUCUCUGCUGAUGCCCGCGCGCUGCGCCGCCUGCGCACCGCCUGUGAACGCGCCAAGCGCACUCUGUCCAGUGGUGCUCAGGCCCUCAUUGAGAUUGACUCCUUGUUUGACGGCGAGGAUUUCACUGUCCAAAUCACUCGUGCUCGAUUCGAGGAUCUCAACGCCAAGGCCUUCGCGGGCACCCUGGAGCCCGUCGCUCAGGUUCUGAAGGACGCAGCUAUUGAGAAGUCUGCCGUUGAUGAGAUCGUCCUUGUCGGCGGCUCCACCCGCAUCCCCAAGAUCCAGAAACUCCUUUCGGACUACUUUGACGGCAAGAAGCUCGAGAAGUCCAUCAAUCCCGAUGAAGCUGUGGCAUUUGGGGCUGCCGUUCAAGCGGGUAUCAUCUCCGGAAAGGCCACAUCCGCCGACACUGCCGACUUGCUGCUCCUCGAUGUCGUUCCCUUGAGUCUCGGAGUCGCCAUGGAGGGAAACAUAUUUGCUAGUGUGAUUCCUCGUGGAACAACAGUGCCCGCUCUUCGCAACGUUCCCACUGUCCCGCGUCGUGGAUCAUCCACCAUCCGCCUGAAAGCCAACCCGAUUCGCCACGACAAGGCACGCGUGAAGAGGAAGGCAGGUUGGAGGGCCAAAAAGGCCACGGCUCAGGAGUCCAAGGAGUUUUACUGCGAGGUCUGCGACCUCGUUUGCCCGGAUGCCAAUGUUCUUGAACGACACGAAAAUACCGGUGCACACAAGGACCGCGCUGCAAACCAGGCUGCCGGCAUCGACGACUUUGACUGCGAGCCCUGGGGUUUCAACGGCAGCGACACCAAGUCCUGGCUUGCUCACAAGGCAACCAAGGAGCACAAGAUCAAUCUGGAGGCCCUCGGCGUCAAGGUGGAGCCUGUUGGAGCUCCCGAACACAGAGCCCGGAUGAGGGAACACCAGGCAAACUUCAAGGCGAGGCGGCUGGAAGCCAAGAUCUGGCACUGCGACAUCUGCGACAUCACCUAUACGAAGCCUUACGAACUCCCAAGGCACAACAACUCCAGAAAGCCACAAGAUCCGGGGCUCGAGGCACAAGGAGAAGGAGGCUGCGCUUGCGGCGUCAACCUAAGAAACACGACACCAACAUUGCUAUCACGACAUCUGCUCAACAUCUUUACCACCAUUUUCACAUUUGCUCACAUUUUGGACGGCCGGACAUUUACAACGGUGGCCGAUUCUCAGCAAACCGUUCAAUUCCCAAUUUUCCAGGGCGAGCGCACCAAUUGUUCUGAUAACACGAGCCUGGGCGAGUUCACUCUUGCGCCAAUCCCCCCGAUGAAGGCGGGCGAGCCAGUCCUCGAGGUCAUCUUCGAAGUCGACGUGAACGGCAUAUUGAAAGUAGUCGCGACGGAGAAAACCUCUGGACGGAGCGCCAACAUCACCAUCUCGAACUCUGUGGGCAAGCUGUCGAGCUCCGAGAUCGAGACGAUGAUCAGCGAGGCGGAGAAGUUCAAGACGAACGACGAGGCGUUCAGCAAGAGGUUCGAGGCGAAGCAGCAGCUGGAGUCGUACAUCACCCGGGUGGAGGAGAUCGUGUCGGAUCCGACUCUGUCGCUCAAGCUCAAGCGCGGCCAAAAGGACAAGAUUGAGCAGACGCUCUCGGAGGCCAUGUCGCAGCUGGAGGUGGAGGACUCGACCGCGGAGGAUCUCAAGAAGAAGGAGCUUGCUCUCAAGCGGCUUGUCACCAAGGCCAUGUCGUCUCGCUAA
This is a messenger RNA of Diaporthe citri, 2499 nucleotides long. RefSeq lists its product as uncharacterized. The coding region runs from base 1 to 2499 and encodes 832 amino acids. Gene Ontology annotation, molecular function: ATP-dependent protein folding chaperone; misfolded protein binding; ATP binding. Gene Ontology annotation, biological process: protein refolding; cellular response to unfolded protein; vesicle-mediated transport. NCBI's taxonomy places the organism in Eukaryota, Fungi, Ascomycota, Sordariomycetes, Diaporthales, Diaporthaceae. The record is from RefSeq and is a predicted model, not a curated record. Gene Ontology annotation, cellular component: cytoplasm; cytosol; nucleus. The transcript has 11 exons.